UGGGUGUCUGCCUUUGCCUUACAUUGCCUUAUCAAAGGUUGGUGGUGAUCCAUUGCAGUGACGAACUUGUCCAAGCUUCCCCUCACAAAGUGAAAUUGUGCUGAUCUUGGUACCGCGCAGUAGGUAAGAUGUGUGCCCCCUCCCCCAUAUAUACCCGUCCUAGGUCUCGUCAUCCGAAGCUACCGGAUUGCUUCUCACGUUCCUUGCUCUUCCCGUCCCACACCGCUAUCUUUGUAUGAAGAAUAGUUGUAUUCAAGAGCUCAAUUGGACGCCAUGAUCAACAUCGCAUUGGCACUCGUAGCUCUGGCUGUCUUGCCUCGGGCAGCCCAGGCUCUGUAUGAGAAUGGCUCUGUCAUUGCUCCGUGCGACUCACCCAUCUAUUGCUAUGGUGAGAUACUGAAGGAAAUCGAGUUGGCGAGGCCUUUCUCCGAUUCGAAGACGUUUGUAGACAUGCCUGCCAUCAAAUCUCUUGAAGACAUCCAAGUUGCUUUCAACAACAUAUCGAAGCCACUCAGUAACAACACGGAGCUCAACGACUUCCUGCGCGCCAACUUUGCUCAAGCGGGUAACGAGCUCAAAGCAGUCCCCAAGGACCAGCUGAAGACAGACCCGAAGUUUCUCGAGAAGAUCAACGACACUGUGAUCAGGGAGUUUUCACAGAAGGUCAUCGACAUUUGGCCGGACCUUACCCGCACCUACGUAGGGUCGGGCGGUAACACCUCGUUCCCCAAUAGCUUCAUCCCGGUGAACCGAACAUUCGUCGUCGCUGGUGGGCGAUUUCGAGAGCCAUACUACUGGGACAGUUACUGGAUUCUCGAGGGCCUCCUGCGGACCGGUGGUGCCUUCACCGAAAUCUCCAAGAACACCGUUGAAAAUUUCCUCGAUUUUGUGGAAAGAUUCGGCAUUGUGCCCAAUGGAGCCCGAGUUUACUACCUUAAUCGCUCACAGCCGCCGUUGUUAGCGCAAAUGGUGCGUCUCUACGUUGAGUAUACCAACGAUAGGAGCAUUCUUCAGCGGGCAAUUCCACUGUUGAUCAAAGAGCACGAGUUCUGGACCACCAACCGCACCAUUGAAGUCGUAAAGAAUGGAACCACAUAUCGUCUAAACCAAUACAACGUAACCAACACACAACCCCGUCCGGAAUCGUACAGAGAAGACUACAUCACUGCUUCUAACAGCUCAUAUUACUCUACAAGCGGCAUAAUCUACCCGGAAGUCGAGACAUUGAACGAGACCGAAAAGGCUCGUGUGUACGCCAACUUGGCUUCCGGCGCCGAGAGUGGCUGGGACUACACUUCUCGCUGGAUUGCCAGGCCCGAGGAUGCGACGAGGGAUGUCUACUUCCCUCUGAGAUCUUUGAACAUUCUCAACACCGUGCCAGUGGAGCUCAACGCCAUACUCUAUUGGAACGAGAUCACCAUUGCUGCUCUCUUGAAAUCCACAGACAACAGCACCGGAGCAGCCGCCUGGACCCAGCUCGCCAAUAAUCGCAGUGAGGCAAUGUACGACCUGAUGUGGAAUUCGACUUUGGCAAGCUAUUUUGACUACAACGUCACCUCGGGAGCCCAGAACAUUUACAUCCCGAAGGACGACGACGCUAGCGAUGUCGAGACCAAAACUGCCGAAUCAGAGCAGCAAGUCCUCUUCUCCGUUUCUCAGUUCUAUCCCUUCUGGACGGGGGCGGCACCGGCCCAUCUCAAGAAUAACCCUUAUGCCGUAAAGCAAGCGUUCGAGCGCGUGGAGAAGUAUCUGGACAUCAAGAAGGGCGGCAUCCCGGCCACGAAUCUCAAGACUGGGCAACAAUGGGAUCAACCCAAUGUCUGGCCACCGCUCAUGCACAUCCUGAUGGAAGGAUUACGCAAAACGCCUGCUACCUUCGGGGAAUCGGAUCCCGCGUGGUGCGAUGUUCAGAAGCUUGCACUCCGCCUCGGCCAGCGGUACCUAGACUCAACCUUUUGCACAUGGUAUGCGACGGGAGGCUCCACGAGCGAGACCCCCCAGCUGCAGGGCCUGUCAUCCCAGAACGUCGGUACCAUGUUCGAGAAGUAUGGCGACAACGCGACCAAUGUCGCCGGAAGUGGAGGAGAAUACGAGGUGGUGGAAGGUUUCGGCUGGACGAACGGCGUCCUCCUAUGGGCGGUCGAUGUGUUCGGAAACGACUUGAAGCGGCCAGAUUGCGGAAACAUAACGGCGGCCAACGUUCACCCUGGAAAGAGAAGCUUACCUCAACGCGCGGUUGAGCUGAACCACUACGAUGCAAGCUGGACCAAGAAGUUUGGCAGGCGCGCGGUAGAGGCAUAGAAGAAGUUGUGAAGCCACCGAGAAGUCACUAAACGAGUGCAUCGCACUGAUUUGCAAUCGCUAGACAUAAUACUAUGCAUACAUAAUUCACAUCGCGUAAUGCGGAAACUGUUGGUAUGCUUGUCGUUCUCGGAGUCAAAUAACGGGACUUUGGCUUUCUUGCUCGUCGUCAUUGCGACUAAGAAGCUCUACUCUAUAAAAAGCACCGGGAAAGGAACCCGGUGAAGGGUUAUGAGUGGUGUGGAUGGCAAGGACGAGGGCAAGAGAAAUACACAAGGCGAAAGUGGCAGUUUAUCACAAUCAAAGACGCUUGCAACGGCCCUGAAUUCCGUUCCCC
Colletotrichum destructivum is the source of this 2638-nucleotide messenger RNA. Its product is annotated as Putative glycoside hydrolase, family 37, six-hairpin glycosidase superfamily. Gene Ontology annotation, molecular function: alpha,alpha-trehalase activity. Gene Ontology annotation, biological process: trehalose catabolic process. NCBI's taxonomy places the organism in Eukaryota, Fungi, Ascomycota, Sordariomycetes, Glomerellales, Glomerellaceae. The record is from RefSeq and is a predicted model, not a curated record. The transcript is spliced from 4 exons. Bases 274 to 2301 code for a protein of 675 amino acids.